Molecule: messenger RNA, 1553 nt
Organism: Chelmon rostratus (copperband butterflyfish)
Lineage: Eukaryota; Metazoa; Chordata; Actinopteri; Chaetodontiformes; Chaetodontidae
Gene: haus8
Product: HAUS augmin like complex subunit 8
Exons: 10
Coding region: 19-1122 (367 amino acids)
Source: RefSeq, a predicted model, not a curated record
GGUUUGCUUCAAAACAUUAUGGCGUCGAGAAGAGUAACAGCUGUGCCGAGUAGUUUUAAAAGUAUCUCCACCGACGUUAAAAGCUCGAAAAGUGGGAGCAAUGCUAAUAAAACCAGUGGCAGUGGAGCUGGGAAGAAAAGCGUUAAAUCAUCUGGCACUAUUGUCAAGUCUCGGUAUAUGCAGGCUGCUGAGAAGUCAUCUCUUUCAAAGAGUAACUCACUGACCAGCGAGUCUAUCGCUGUGCCACCAACGCCUUCCUCACCUAAACCCAGUGGUGUCAAACCAAAGGUGGGCACUCCACCAAGACGCUCAAUGGCCCCACAGGCUCAGCCGGCAUCAAUGAUGUCACGUGAACCUGAGCCGUCACUGCUAGGGAAAAGUUUUCUGCAGUCCACUUUCUCAGAUGGACACUUCUUUCGACCAGAUUUUGAUAUUUCAGUCAUUAAAGAUAAAGCAGUGACUGAAAACGCAGUUGAACCUGACAGAAAUCCAGAGAUUGAGAAAAGGCUCAUUGAGAUGCAGACUUUCCUACUGGCCUACCUCACUGCUAAGAUGGAGAGCAAUACUGCAAAGCUCAAGGCUGAGGCUGAGGCAAGGAUCUUGCAGGAGAUGGAGGAAGAAGAGGCGUUGCAUAAUGAGGUCCAGGAGAAGAAGCGUCAGUACCUACUCAUGCAGAAGGACAGGCUAGUGAAUGAGAUGCUGGAUUUGCAGACUGCUGCGCUGACUCCUGUGGCGGAAGCUGCCAAGCAGUUCACAAAGGACUACAAGUGUUUUGCCACAGCUGUUGACACCACUCGACAUGAGCUGCCUGUGAAGAAUUUCUACAUUGAUGGGGACCGAAGGGAAUUUUUAGAUAAAGCUGAGGUUUGCCUGAAGGAGAGUGAGAAGUUGUUGGAGGAGUGCACGGAUGGGGAUCACAAGGACAACAGCACUUCUUUAGAGUGCCUAAGGGACAUAAAAGCGACAUCAAAGGACAUCAGUAAGCAGCUAUCAGGUGCAUUUACAGAGCUGCUGGAGCUGUCAUCAUUGGUCUGCCGCCAUUCAAUCCAUGUCCAGCAGUCCACAGAGGAAGAACAGCUUGGUACUGCAAGAACCCACGAGCUCUACUGCCCCAAACAGUGAAGGAUUACCACACAGCACGGAAUACACAGGACAUGCACUUGGGAUACCCCUCCACCCCUGGUUUGGAUAUAUUUGUGCCAUUUGUGUCUUGUUUUUAUGUACAAUAUACUGUCUAAUUUCUUUGCAGCUGUAUUAUGAGAUAUUGUAAAUGUUUAAAAUAACUGAUAUUGUUUGAGAUGUAACACUGUUAAUAAAUUGAACAAAAAGCAAUGAAAUUAUAAAUGGACAGUCAACAUGGGCUUUUCAAUGAGAAACAGCAAUGUGCAAGAAGGUGUUUUAGUUUCUUUAGAUAAAAAUACAUAUUAUUAAUACAGCUGCAAGAAAUAUCUAAAUCUGAAUGUAUCUUACUACUGGAAAAACAAAUAUGAGUUGUCAGAGUCUGACGGCAAGUUUAUUUACAAGGAAAACAAAUUAAAAUCAUUUAAUAAUCA